AUGGCGAAAAAGGCAAAGUCCUUGCUAUUCUCUUGCUCUUCUCCAAAAUCACUCCUAUCUUCAUUUCCUUCAUUCACUUCUCUCCCGGCUUCUCCUCUCAACCAGACUUUUUCUCAGUCGAUGAUGGAAGAAACCGUGGAGGCCACGGAAUCAAUCAUCAAGAAAUGGGAUCCAAACUCACCCUCCUACACAAAGAUCACCUCUCUCUUCAGCCACAGCAGAAAAGAGGCCAAAGAAUUCAUCAGAUGCGUCCGUGACUUACGCAGAGCCAUGCACUCUCUCGUCUCUCAACAACAACACUCUCAAUCUUCUAAGCUUGUUCUUGCACAGAACCUGAUGCAGAUCGCUAUGUCAAGGCUCGAGAAGGAGUUCUUGCAGAUUCUUUCUUCUAAUAGAGACCAGCUUGAUCCUGAAUCUGUCUCUGCUCCUUCCUCAAUCUCCAGCAAUUCAGAAUUCGAAGAUGUUAUGCAAUCUUCUUCUGAUGAUUGUUGGGUGAAAUAA
Molecule: messenger RNA, 501 nt
Organism: Microthlaspi erraticum
Lineage: Eukaryota; Viridiplantae; Streptophyta; Magnoliopsida; Brassicales; Brassicaceae
Source: the annotation of a GenBank genome assembly